AUGUCUUCCACAAAAUCCAGCCAGCCACCGGCAGCGCCAGGAUCCCACUCCCUUGGAUGCGCCCACUCUCCCAGCGGCCCAUAUGAAGAAGAAAAGGCCACAGACGACAAUCCCUCUCUCGAACUAUUUCCCAAUUUAUCUCCGCCAUCGUUCCAGUACAAUGCCUCCCUCCACCCUCUCGAUACCACGUCCCCAUCGCCUCCAACAAUAACAUCGCCCCACGUCGCGACUCCGCAGAGUGCAGGCCUACGACUACAAACGGAGCACCUGAGUGAGAGGAAGCGCGAAGAGUCAGCGUCCUCCGUGAGCAGCAAUCCUAUCUCCGAGACCUCACAAACCGUCUUCAAUGCUGGUCUACCUGUCCGCAGUUCUAGCAUUCGAUCCGCCUUCUCCUCGAGGCACAGGGCCGAUUCGCUCACACCUAGCUCUGCGCUAUCGUCGCCAGGGGUGGGGCCACUGGCCGAUAUGACUCCAUUGCCUUCGCCCAUUUCGGGAUGGGGAUCUCCAGGCUAUGGGAGAAGGUCAAUAGACGAGGAAAUGGGCGACGCUACACCGAUUGCAAUAACGGCCGAAGAAGACGGUGAAGUAUUUUCAGAGCCUAUGGACUUUCCGCGAGCGUCGUCUAAAAAGCGAAAGAUACCUCUCGUGGCAAGAGACAUGACCAGUGAACAAGCGCAGAUCUACAAUGCGAAUGCAGCCGCCUAUGUGAAGAAUCGAAGCGUCAGCGAGUAUGUGCCGGAGGGAAUGCAGAUACCGAGGUCUCGGAAUAUCGUUGUAUCAACUUCUGGCGGUCCACCCGUCACUACCUCACUCUCUCCCUUCGACGAUCAUAUGCACCGCGAGCAAUAUCUGGCAAUCCAACGAGGCCUGGCCAUAUCUAUACCGAAACCGCCAACCCCACCGGACAGUAACCGGGGAGCCGAGAGUGCUGAUCAUGAAAGUCCACCAUCAAGUCCAAAAUUAUCCCAAGGCCCACUGCCACUACUGUACGAGGCUUAUAUGGUUCGUGGAGGCAAGUUGAGAAGGUGGAGAGGACUGCACCAGCUUGGGAAAGGAACCUUUAGCACAGUGAUGCUUGCCACUAGCGAGGGCAUGAAUAAGUCAACCACGUUGGAGGAAAACCAAGUCAGACCCAAGUCUUUAGUAGCUGUCAAAAUCUGUGAGCAAGGGCCAGCCGGAGGUGCAGAUGAGAAAAAGAUGAAGAUCUCGAUUAAACGUGAAUUGGAAAUCAUGAAGUCAAUACAUCAUCCAUCAUUAGUACACCUCAAAGCCGUCAAAAUGUGUGAACAGCAAACCUUCCUCAUCCUCGGUUUCUGCGCCGGUGGAGAUCUUUUUGAAUUGGCAAGCCUGAAGCUAGAAAUCCUGAUGCCGAGCCUAAUCCGCCGUAUGUUCUCGGAAUUGGUUGCGGCUGUGCGGUAUCUGCAUUUGCAAUAUAUUGUACACCGCGACAUCAAGCUCGAAAACGUCCUUGUCAAUAUCCCUACCGCCACCCUCACCACCACAACUGACAAUUGGCAAACCUACCCGGCCCCAAUCGUCACCCUCACUGACCUCGGCCUAGGCCGAUGGAUCCCGCGCCCCCCAGAAUCACCUCUCCUCGACACCCGAUGCGGCAGCGAAGACUACGCCGCUCCCGAAGUGUUAAUCGGUCAAGAAUACGAUGGCCGUGCUACGGAUGCUUGGGCCCUUGGCGUUCUACUGUACGCUAUUAUGGAAGGAAGGUUACCAUUCGAUCCUAUCCCGGGAGCCAGGAGGAAGAGCCCAACCAGUCACAGGAUCGCGAGAUGUGAGUGGCAGUGGGUAAGAUACGCGGAUGCGGAAGGGGAGUGGGAUGGGAUGAAAGGGAAGGAGCUGGAGGGCGCGAGGGAUGUUGUGGAGGGCCUUUUGGCGAGGGCGAGGAGUCGCUGGACUUUGGAGAAGGUGCAGGAGAAGGAGUGGGUCAAGGGUGGGGUGCAGGUUCAAGGGGGCCUGAGGAUGGAAGAGGAGGACGAGAGCUACGAGUAG
Molecule: messenger RNA, 2004 nt
Organism: Letharia columbiana
Lineage: Eukaryota; Fungi; Ascomycota; Lecanoromycetes; Lecanorales; Parmeliaceae
Exons: 2
Coding region: 1-2004 (667 amino acids)
Biological process (GO): protein phosphorylation; intracellular signal transduction
Cellular component (GO): cell cortex
Molecular function (GO): ATP binding; protein serine/threonine kinase activity
Source: RefSeq, a predicted model, not a curated record